UAGUAAGUAGUUUUUUUUAUCCAGUGUUUUAAUGUAACCUUGACAUAAUUUACUUUGAGCCCAAAACUAAGAACAUCUUGUGUGUGAUUCUUGUUGAGGUUGCAAAUUAAAACUAUUAUUAUAAUGACAUUUUUUAUUUUUAUUAAAAUUCAUAAUUAAGUGAAAUAAUAAUUUGUUGCAAAUCUUAAAUAAGUAAAGGGAGCUAAUUGUUUUUAUUCAUAGCUAUUUACUUUAAAAAUCCAUUACUUACAUGUCAGACUCCUUGAUCCCAUGACCAUAUAAAGACCUCAAUUUUUAACUAAGUUGAUUUACUUCACUUUGAUUCUUACCAUCAUUAGCAAAUCAAUACCUUAACCUUAGCAAAUAAUUACCCACUUAGGGUAUUAUAAAAUGAUUUCAAUCAACUACCCACUUUUCUACUCCACAUUUUAUUAUUGUUGUUGAUUUGUAGGUCAAACAGAAAUUCUUUAAUAUACUUUAUGUAUCUUUAAACUUGUCUUAAUAUAGUGUACCUAUAUUCUUUUUUAAUGUGUUUUUAUACUGAAACUGUGUUUUUUGUAGUCUAGCACUAAAAUAUACUAUCCAGGAUGAGCAUGGUAAUGCUGCCUAAAGGUAGUCAAAGAAUGAUGCAGGUAACCAGUGACGUCCUUCGUGGUGUGGUGGCCCUCGUGGACGUCGGCGGUGAGAGCCGGGCGCUGCCGCUGCGCUGUGCACUGACGGCGCUGGGAGCGACCGUCGUUAUAGAGUGGAGUCCACUAGUCACACAUCUUGUGUGGACCGAUGCGGGGUCCCGCGCCACGCGGUCCCGCGCGCGCGCGCUGGCGUGCGGGCUGGUGUCGCCGCUGUGGGUGGAGGCGUGCGCGGCGGCGGCGCGGCGCCUGCCCGAGCGCCGCUUCCCGGCCGCGCCGCGCGCCUCCGACCUGCCCUCGCCGCGCACGCUGCGCCAGCUGCUGAAAAAAGCGGAAAGAGAGAAUGUCCCUCUAAUAGACUUGCUGUCAGACAGUAAGGAGGACAACAACAACUGUCCGAAGCUCAGGAUAUCGUCAGAGACUGACACCAGCACUGACAAGAGCCACGACUCUUCAAGGGAAGCCAUUGGUAUAGAGUCCCGUGUGAACACAGCCCCCCGAGGCCAGGGCUCGCCCGUCCGCGGGGGAAAGUCGCGACGGAAGCUGUUCACACAUAAGGAGGGCGAACUAGCCACGUCCGGAGACGAAACAGAGGACGAAAGAACAGGUCGCAACAAGUUGCAGAACAGCAAGAUAACGCAACGCGAUCGUCGCGACCUCGCCCGCGCUGAACGAAUGGCCAAGAAACUGCUCGCCGAGUGCAACACGCAACGCAACCAGCCCGCGCAACAAACACAGAACACGAUGAAACCGAAAAUUGUCCUAACGGGUAUGUCUCGUCAAGAAAGGCAAGCGGUCACUCGCGCGAUACAGUCCCUCAACGGUUGCAUUCAGAAGACUGUGAACAAACGAACCACACACGUGUUGCUGGGCUCGUGUCGCAACACAACCAGUUGCAGCAACCAUCCGUCAAACAUCACAGGUGUAGCUAGUCACUGUGACUUAAGCAAGUCGUCGUGUUGGCCGGACGCGGCGGACAGGUCGGCCCGCACGGCCCGCGCGCUGGCGGGCGCGGCGCGCGGCUGCCGCGUGCUGCACGCGCGCUGGGCCGCGGCCUGCGCCGCGCAGGGGGGGUGGCUGCGACCGCACGGGUACGAGGUGCAGCAUCUCAACAAGAUCUCUCAGAAAGCUCGCGUUGAACGCUCAGCUCUUGGUCUACAACGCUCAGAAUACGCUUACGACGUAUUCAACGGCAUGAGAAUACACAUCACACAAGAGGCUGACCAGAGAGACGCCGCUAUCGAACUCAUUACACUUUGCGGCGGGAUUGUACAUAAUGGCGCCCAAGAUGGCGGACCAACUGCCAAAAAUACACAAAAUGGCCGUCCUUUACAAGAUGGCAGCCAAAAUGGCCGCCGAAUGCAAGAUGGCGUCGAAUAUGAUGUGAUUGUGGGCUCAAGGCCUGGUGAAGUGAACUCAAAGUGGGUGUUUGACAGUGUUGCGGUUGCGAGAAUGCGGACCACUAGACGAUAUAUUAAUAUGAACAGCUUUCAUGAGCUACAGAAUUCUUGGGGUGGGUGAACUAUGUCUUUGUUAAUAGGUUUAGUGAAUCGACCUUAUAAACUGGCCAAACAUAAGUAACAUUUGCUACUAAAUGGUUGCUGUUGCCUUACUCAGCAUAACUCUUUAUGUGAGUUUGGUCAGCAGCAGAAAUCAGUUAUAUAUUACAACCAAUUAGAUCUUAAAACAAGUGUACGCACGGACAGCCGAGUGGUAUAGUCGACUUCGAUACAACUGUUGGUGUGAUCCUCUUAUUCUUGUCCUGAGUCUAGGUGUCUUUGUGUAUACAGGGUGGAAGGGACUAGUAUUAAGGAAUAAUCCAAUAAUAAGGAAGGGAUUUAAUGACACAUAAAAUUUAAAAGGCGCGAUAAAUAAAUGCGAUUUGCCGAUGAGAAAUCGCCGCGACACAAAGAUUAAAUUACAAGUCGUUUAAAAACCUUCUCUUAAAAAUCUCUUCUCGAUGCUAUUGAAUGUCCACCUUCAUAUUCAUGAAGUUUCCAUGAGUUUCGAGAGACUGCUAACAAACAGACAGAGCAGAAUAAGUUGCAGGGUUCUUUCCUUCUAGGUGCUGAUAUUUUUAAUGUGUAUUAGAAUAUGUUUAAUUACAACAAAGUUAAGCAUAAUAAUGUUUAAUUGAUAGUUAGAAAAAUAUUUUUCGUGCGUUUACCAAGUAUUCCAUAAUAACUUAAAAACAAUAUUCAAGUGUUAACUAGAUGGCGCUAGUGUAUUCGCAAUGUCAGGCACAUUGCGGUUCCAAGGCUCUCUGUGACAAAAAGAGUGAAAUAUAUCCUGCUCGUAAUGACUAUCAUUGGUUAGACUUUUUGGGUUUGACUAAGUCAGAAAAUAGGGAUAAUGACAAUUUUUUUUUCAGUGUCCGUCUUGUAGAUUUUUGUAUAUUAAUGGAUACGUAUUUUUUAAUUUGUCCCGCAAACAUAAAUUGACCAAAUUACAGUGAAUGAAACUUACGCGUGACGUAACGAUUGAGUACAAAUUUUACCAUAUCGUUACGUCGCAAGCCCCCUCUCCUAAACUUUAAAGCAAUUAAUCUUUGUUAAUUAUAGUUUUUCUGAAAAAGGAAAAAAUACGUGUCUCAUACUUUUCAAUUAUCUAGCUGAGGGACUAAUGAGAUUUUUUCUUUCAGUCAUCAUCCCUAUUGUUUGAGAAAAACCCUUGUGUCUGUUGGUACAUUGUUUACUCACAUACUGUCCAAUAACCUAAAUAAUAAUGAUGUAUUAUGUUGCAUUAUAAUUAAAUGCGAAAUAGUUUUCAAAAUAUUUAGGUUUAUUUUAUUUGAUGUCAAAAAGGAAAAAUAGCCAAUUGUCAAAUCCAGUUCCUUGGGAAGCAAAUAUGAAUUAAUUUCCAUCAAAACGAUUUGAAAAUGAAGUUAACAGUCAAUUUGUAUCAUAUUUAUGAUUAUUAUGACAACUUGUAACAUAUGUUAAGUCGGCCAUUUGUAAGCCUAUCGGUAUUAUUAUUAUUUAUUACAUACUUUUACUGUUGUAAUACCAUAAAAUCAUGUUUUAUUAUUUAA
Messenger RNA from Trichoplusia ni (cabbage looper), 3660 nucleotides. RefSeq lists its product as uncharacterized. The record is from RefSeq and is a predicted model, not a curated record. The transcript is spliced from 9 exons. Lineage: Eukaryota; Metazoa; Arthropoda; Insecta; Lepidoptera; Noctuidae. Bases 588 to 2150 code for a protein of 520 amino acids. Gene Ontology annotation, molecular function: RNA polymerase II CTD heptapeptide repeat phosphatase activity.